Trichoplax adhaerens is the source of this 474-nucleotide messenger RNA. RefSeq lists its product as uncharacterized. Gene Ontology annotation, biological process: translational initiation. The transcript is spliced from 5 exons. Gene Ontology annotation, cellular component: cytoplasm; eukaryotic translation initiation factor 4F complex. The annotation marks the transcript as partial. NCBI's taxonomy places the organism in Eukaryota, Metazoa, Placozoa, Uniplacotomia, Trichoplacea, Trichoplacidae. The record is from RefSeq and is a predicted model, not a curated record. Gene Ontology annotation, molecular function: RNA 7-methylguanosine cap binding; translation initiation factor activity.
AAGCACCCGCUCCAAAACCAGUGGAAGUUAUGGUAUAUUAAAUACGACAAAAAUAAAAGUUGGGAGGACAACAUGAAGCAAAUAGCCUCCUUUGAUAAUGUAGAAGACUUUUGGGCACUUUUUAACCAUGUUGUUAAGCCUAGCGACCUGAAAGCUGGUUGUGAUUACUGCUUAUUUAAGGAUAAUAUCUCACCAAUGUGGGAAGAUGAACGAAAUAAAAAAGGGGGUAGAUGGCUACUACAGCUAGCUAAGGAUAGACGAAAGAGUUUAGAUUCUCUUUGGCUUGAAACUCUAUUUUGUCUUAUUGGGGAAAUGUUCGGUGAUAACGGUGACGAUAUUUGUGGAGCUUACAUCCAGAUUAGAGGCAAAGCCGAUAAGUUAGCAAUCUGGACUACAGAUGCAACUCAUAAAGACAGAAUACUUGGAAUCGGGUAUACUAUGAUUGUUUUCUGCUUUAUUAGAGUACUAUUCUGA